Molecule: messenger RNA, 2085 nt
Organism: Bacidia gigantensis
Lineage: Eukaryota; Fungi; Ascomycota; Lecanoromycetes; Lecanorales; Ramalinaceae
Gene: GFA1
Product: glutamine--fructose-6-phosphate transaminase (isomerizing)
Exons: 6
Coding region: 1-2085 (694 amino acids)
Biological process (GO): protein N-linked glycosylation; UDP-N-acetylglucosamine metabolic process; fructose 6-phosphate metabolic process
Molecular function (GO): carbohydrate derivative binding; L-glutamine:D-fructose-6-phosphate transaminase (isomerizing) activity
Source: RefSeq, a predicted model, not a curated record
AUGUGUGGCAUAUUCGGAUACAUCAACUACCUUGUUGAGAAGGAUCGCAAAACCAUCAUCCAGACUCUCGUGAAUGGCCUCGCCCGCCUGGAGUAUCGAGGCUACGACUCCGCCGGGCUCGCAGUGGAUGGAGAUAAGAAAAAUGAAGUCUUCGCUUUCAAGGAAGUUGGCAAGGUAGCCAAAUUGAAAGAGCUCAUUGCCGAGAUAAAACCAGACAUGACCAAGGUCUUUGACAGUCAUGCUGGAAUCGCCCAUACUCGUUGGGCUACACAUGGGCCGCCCUCGCGGACCAAUUGCCAUCCACAUCGUUCUGACCCAAGCUGGCAAUUUUCAGUUGUUCAUAACGGGAUCAUAACUAACUACAAGGAGCUUCGUGUUCUUUUGGAGGGCAAGGGCUUCAAGUUCGAGACCGAGACAGACACGGAGUGCAUUGCCAAGCUUGCGAAAUAUCUCUAUGAUCAGCAUCCGGACAUUGAGUUCCUUGUACUGGCCAAGGCUGUCAUUAAGGAGCUCCAGGGAGCCUUCGGCCUCUUGCUGACAUCUGUGCAUUAUCCGCACGAAGUCCUUGCCGCUCGCAAAGGCUCUCCCUUGGUGGUUGGCGUGCGAACCCAAAAGAAGAUGAAGGUUGAUUUCGUUGACGUAGAAUACGCCGAGGACGGACCCUUGCCUGCGGAGCAAGCUUCACAGAACGUAGCAGUCAAGAAAGCUUCAGCUAACCUGCUUGCACCGCCUGAUAAGUCACUCCUUCACCGAUCGCAGUCCCGCGCUUUCCUGUCAGACGAUGGCCAGCCAAUCCCAACAGAGUUCUUUUUAUCCUCUGACCCUGCCGCAAUUGUUGAGCACACGAAGAAAGUUCUCUAUUUGGAGGACGAUGACAUUGCGCACAUUCACGAUGGGUCGCUCAACAUCCACCGCCUAAAUAAAAAUGAUGGUGCCUCCAAUGUGCGAGCUAUCCAAACACUUGAAUUAGAGUUGCAGGAAAUCAUGAAGGGGAAGUUUGACCACUUCAUGCAAAAGGAAAUUUUCGAGCAGCCAGAAUCUGUCAUCAACACCAUGCGAGGACGGCUUGAUGUUGCAAACAAAACCGUGACCUUGGGAGGUCUGAAACAGUACAUUAGCACGAUUCGACGAUGCCGGAGACUGAUCUUCAUAGCUUGCGGGACCAGCUAUCAUUCUUGUAUGGCCGUCCGAGGAGCGUUCGAGGAACUUACAGAAAUUCCAAUCGCAGUGGAACUAGCCUCGGACUUUCUGGACCGGAAAGCUCCAGUAUUCCGCGAUGAUACUUGUGUUUUCGUUUCCCAGUCGGGUGAGACAGCGGAUUCUUUACUGGCCCUCCGCUACUGCCUUGAGCGUGGCGCGCUUACGGUGGGCAUUGUCAACGUCGUUGGCUCAUCUAUCUCCCUUCUUACUCACUGCGGAGUGCACAUUAAUGCUGGCCCUGAAAUUGGCGUGGCAUCAACUAAAGCGUACACUUCUCAAUUUGUAGCUAUGAUGAUGUUUGCUCUUUCCCUUAGCGAGGACCGUGCUUCAAAGCAAAAGCGACGGGAGGAUAUCAUGAAUGGGUUGGCUCUUGUCUCGGACCAGUUCAAGCAGAUUCUCAAGCUCAAUGACCCGGUGAAAGCAAUGUGUGCCAAAUUUUUCAAAAAUCAGAAAAGCUUGCUUCUUCUUGGGCGUGGCAGUCAAUUUUCGACUGCAUUGGAAGGUGCUCUGAAAAUAAAGGAAAUAUCCUAUCUACAUUGUGAAGCCGUCAUGUCUGGAGAACUGAAACACGGUGUUCUUGCAUUGGUGGAUGAGAACCUUCCAAUCAUCAUGAUUCUUACUCGCGAUGACCUCUUUGCGAAGUCUCUUAACGCGUAUCAGCAGGUGGUUGCUCGCAGUGGACGGCCCAUUGUCAUUUGCAAUCCUAAUGACGACGAGUUCCCAUCAGAGCAGACAGAGAAAAUCGAAAUUCCGAAGACCGUCGACUGUCUGCAAGGAUUGCUCAAUGUCAUUCCACUUCAGCUGAUCGCUUACUGGCUCGCUGUAGGCGAGGGUCUCAACGUUGACUUCCCACGCAAUCUCGCAAAAUCGGUGACAGUCGAAUGA